This is a messenger RNA of Myotis lucifugus (little brown bat), 1950 nucleotides long. Its product is annotated as lysine-specific demethylase 4D-like. Gene Ontology annotation, molecular function: histone H3K9 demethylase activity. Gene Ontology annotation, cellular component: nucleus. Gene Ontology annotation, biological process: chromatin remodeling. The record is from RefSeq and is a predicted model, not a curated record. NCBI's taxonomy places the organism in Eukaryota, Metazoa, Chordata, Mammalia, Chiroptera, Vespertilionidae.
AUGGUGUCUAAUGAGCCAAGUGGGAGAAUCAUGACCUUCCACCCAACCAUGGAAGAAUUUAAAGAUUUCAACAAAUAUAUUGGUUACAUGGAAUCUCAAGGUGCCCACCGAGCUGGCCUGGCGAAGGUCAUUCCACCCAAGGAAGGAAAGCGACAGACCUACGAUGAUGUCAGUGACAUGGUGAUAGCCACUCCCCUCCAGCAGGUGGCGUCUGGGCGAGCAGGUGUGUUCAUUCAAUACCACAAAAAGAAGAGGGCCAUGACAGUGGGCGAGUAUCGCCUGUGGGCAAACAGUGGACAGUAUCAGACUCCACCACACUUGGACUUUGAGGAUCUGGAGCGGAAAUACUGGAAAACGCGCCUGUACGACUCGCCCAUAUAUGGCGCUGACAUCAGUGGCUCCUUAUUUGAUGCCAACACUAAACAGUGGAACCUUGGCCACCUGGGAACCAUCCAGGACCUGCUGGAGCAGGAGUGUGGGGUUGUCAUCGAAGGCGUCAACACGCCCUACCUGUACUUUGGCAUGUGGAAGACCACCUUCGCUUGGCACACGGAGGACAUGGACCUUUACAGCAUCAACUACCUGCACUUCGGGGAGCCCAAAACGUGGUACGCGGUGCCCCCAGAACACGGCCAGCGCCUGGAGCGCCUGGCCAGGGAGCUUUUCCCGGGCAGCUCUCGGGGCUGCCAGGCCUUCCUGCGGCACAAGGUGGCCCUCAUCUCGCCCCCUGUCCUCAAGGAGAACGGGGUCCCGUUCAGUCGCAUCACUCAGGAGGCUGGAGAGUUCAUGGUGACCUUUCCCUAUGGCUACCACGCUGGCUUCAACCAUGGCUUCAACUGUGCGGAGGCCAUCAACUUUGCCACCCCGCGAUGGAUCGACUAUGGCAAAGUGGCCUCUCAGUGCAGCUGCGGGGAGGCCCGGGUGAGCUUUUCCAUGGAUGUGUUCGUGCGCCUCCUGCAGCCCGAGCGCUAUGAGCUGUGGAAACGCGGGCAGGACCAGACCGUUGGGGACCAUGUGGAGCCCAGAGCGCCGGGCAGCCAGGAGCUGAGCGCCUGGAGGGAAUCCGGGCGGCGGAGAUCUGCGCUGGGCCUGAGGCACCUCCAGCCCCGUCGAGCCACGCACACCCCUCGAUCAGUGGGCACGGGCUGUGGGUACGGUCGCCGCCACACCCUGGUGCGCCAGCCAUGCCUGCGCCCCUCGCUAGGCCGGGGUUCUGCCUCUGCUGCCCAGCCCGCGGCUGCAGCGGCCCUCUGCUCCUCAGAGCCCGACACAUCCUCACAGCCAACCUCGGGCCCAUCUGCCCAGGAUCUCCAGCCAACUGGCACACGUGGUAGUGAGAGUGUUCGUCGUCCUCAGGAACAGGGGACUCAAGAGUGGAUUGUUCAGGCCCCGGCUAAGAGGCGCCGCCUAGUGGGCGCAGUGCGCACAGCUCCGGAUCCCAAAGCCCAGCCUGUGCCUGAGGACAAACCCUCCAUGGACAGCCCAGCACCACUGAGCCCUGGUGGCCAGCAUCCUGUGUGGGCUUCUGGGUGCUGUUGUGCCCCUGACCUUCAACCCUUGGUGCCCCCAUUGGAUCCCGAUGCACCGAUGCACCCUGGCCCGUGCCUGCUAUCUCUGGACAAUAUUCCAGCCAAUUUCCCUGACAAUGUCCCACUAACUCCUCGCUGUGUCACUGGGACUCUGAGGUCCUUCCCCACAGACCUGGCUGGAAACCACAGGGCCCCUGCGAGCCUCUCUGAGCUUGUGAGGAUGGACCACUCUCAUACCUCCGUGGUCCAGGUCCCCGCCACAGUUGCCCAAAUGUCCUGGACCCCUGACUGUGAAUCCCUGGAGCUAAAGCUAGAGGCAGCUGCCUCUCUGGUGUCCUGGGACACAUUCCCUGCCAAUGGGCGGUCUUCCAUCUUUGAGCCUAUCACUGAUGAAGAUUUAGCCAAAUAUGGCUGUAUCUGA